AUGAGGAUUUAGAAAAUAAACCAAUUAUUAUUGGUGUUGUUACCUUAUAAGAUCCACCAAAACCAAAAACCAAGAGGUCCAUUAAAAAAAUGCAAAAUAGCAGGUAUUUCAGUUGUCAUGAUUACUGGUGAUAUCAAAGAAACAACAUAAUCUAUUGCUAUAUAAAUUGGUAUUCUCCAGAAUUAAUCCCAAUAACAAACUCAUUCAUUCACAGGGUUAGAAUUUCAUCAAUGGGAGAAAAGAUAAUAGAAAACCAAAUGGAUUAGUCUUCUCAACAACCUAUCCUUCGCACAAUAGAGAAUUUGUCAAAAUAUUAACUAGGUAAUUGAAUCAAAUUACUGCAAUGAUUUGUCGUAGGGGAGAAAGAAAAUUUAAUGA
Molecule: messenger RNA, 378 nt
Organism: Paramecium tetraurelia
Lineage: Eukaryota; Ciliophora; Oligohymenophorea; Peniculida; Parameciidae
Exons: 2
Source: RefSeq, a predicted model, not a curated record